CCAACAUGAAGGUCAUCGUAUGCUUGUCUCUCCUCUUCGCGGCCGUUCUGGCUGCCCCCAAUGUGCACAUCGACCACAGCAAGGUCGAGAUGCACAUCCCCACCGUCGAUGAGAUCGCAGAAGGCGCCCCCAAGUACCCGGAGUCGCGCAUCGUGAACGGCGCCACCGCCACCCGCGGCCAGUUCCCCUACCAGGUGGCCAUGUACCUGGACGGCAGGAGCUUCUGCGGAGGCUCCAUCAUCUCCAACCGCUGGGUCCUGACCGCAGCCCACUGCGCCCAAGGAAUCUCCACCUUCACUGUGUACCUCGGUGCCCAGAACCUGAACAACAACGAGAACGGCCGCCUCAUCAUCACCACCACCCAGAAGAUCGUCCACUCCGGAUACAACAGCAACACCUUGAACAAUGACAUCGCUCUGGUCAACUUGGGCCAGAACGUUGCCUUCAACACCUACAUCCAGCCCAUCCAGCUGGCGUCUGGCUCCGCCUCCUACGCCGGCAACACCGCCCGCGCCAGCGGUUGGGGAAGGACCUCCCAGAACAGCGGAGUCAGCAACUCUUUGAACUACGUGGACCUCCCCGUCAUCACCAACACUGUGUGCGCCCAGACCUACGGCAGCAUCAUCGUCUCGUCCACCCUCUGCGCCUCCGGCUCCGGCGGCAAGAGCACCUGCAACGGCGACAGCGGCGGCCCCCUGGUCGACCGCAACUCCGGCCGCCAGAUCGGCGUGGUGAGCUUCGUGUCCAGCGCCGGCUGCGCCAGCGGAGCGCCCUCCGGCUACAUCCGCGUCACCUCCUUCAACAGCUGGAUCUCCUCCAACACCGGCAUCACCAUCUCCUAAGCCUACCACGCUCCUCGCCGAUUUGGCCACCAUUCUCGAAAAUGUGAAGAUUGGUACAUGUCGGAAAAAAAAUACAAAACCAACCC
This is a messenger RNA of Gryllus bimaculatus (two-spotted cricket), 928 nucleotides long. Lineage: Eukaryota; Metazoa; Arthropoda; Insecta; Orthoptera; Gryllidae. The record is from the annotation of a GenBank genome assembly.